CACAUACCAGGCUCUCGUAAACUCAUCAUAAUUCAACCUUCUAUCCGUACCUCGCCCCAUGAAACGAUUGAGUAUAAGUAAGAGAUUACGGUCCCUCCCCAAAACAGGCAAGACACCGAGAGACAGAGAGGAUCACCUGUUUUUUUUUUCCCGAACUAGGAAGAUGUCGCUUGCUAAGAGGAACAACGGCUGUUACGAGUGCUGCAAGAGACGUCUGAGAUGUGACAAGACAGAGCCCGAAUGUCUCAAGUGUCAGAAGAAAGGCAUCUCUUGCUCCGGGCAGGGCCUGCGGUGUAGGUACAGCAGCCACAUGGCUGUUGACUCCGCGCCUGGAGGAGGAAAGCCGUUGGCUUUGACGUUCAUCGCGCCGGCGGAAACUCAAUCUGGCAAGAGUCUUAGAUGGGUUGACUCUGCGCAGAGGAUGAGAAAGGAGAGGGUGAGGAAGAACAAGGGACGGGCUGCUUCUGAUAGUCCGACGUCGUCGAAUCCUCCUGACUUGUCGUCUUCUGAUGAUGCUACGUCACCGUCGUCGGAUGACUCGGCUUCUGAGUUUGGUGGUGUUGUUGUGCCGUAUAGAUAUGGUGUUACGAUACAUCCUGCGCUGAACGAAGCUUCGAAUGCCCACACAAGGAGGUUGUUCAGUCAUUUCUCCGAGACCAUCGCCGGACACAUGGUUGUACUAGACUCAUUCUCCUUCAGCAACGGAUAUCGAGACAUCAUUCUACCGCUCGCUCAACAAGAUGAGAACCUCGCACAAGCUGUAUCAGUCGUCUCGGCGUUUCACUUAGGACAAAUGGAUCCAAGGUUACAACGUAUCGCUGAAGCAGGUCACCAAGCUAUUGUCCAGAAGCUACGGAGGGAUUCACUUCAACUUAGCCCCGAACAACUCUUCAACCCAUAUAUCCUCGCGACUAUCUUGGUACUUUUGGUUGGUGAAACGAUCACCGGCGCCGACAACUACACAUACCUUUUGGAGAUGCUCAACUGCCUUACACAAUAUCCAGACUGGAUUUCAAUGCUGCCGCCAAGUCUGAAGGACUUCUUUUUUCAGCAGAUCAAGAUGUUCCAACUGUUUGGCGUCCCUCUAGCCAACGAAUCCAAAGGCCUCCAAGUCCUCACCGGCCCCGAAGCAUACCUCGACUUCAUGGCCUACCCCGAACUCCCUCCCCAAUCCGAACACUUCACCAACAUGGAAACCAUCCGCUCCGCCAUCUUCGACGCAUGCAGCAUCUACCGCCGCCGCGCAGAAUCCUCCCUCAGCGACCACGAAUCCAUCCAUCUCGUCGAGCAACUGCGUCUCAAAGUCCUCAACCUCGACUCUACAACAAAAGGAGCGCACGCUCUUGUGUGGACGUACUUUAUCGCUGCUGCGGAGAGUAUUCUCCCGAAGCAUAGGGAGUUCUUUGCGGGGAGGUUGGCGGAUUUGUAUAGUGUUACGAAUUUUGGAAGUAUUCCUGUUGCGGUCAAGGCGUUGGGGACGAUUUGGAGUAUGCAUGGCACGAGGAGGUGGACGGAGAUUGUCAGUAGCGAGACGCCGAUUCUUAUUAUGUAAAUUAUGGGAUUGUUAUGAAUGGAUGAUAAAAGGGUUAUAGGUAAAGGCGUUAUGGAGGAUAGAUGGAAAAUUGAUUUACUGUCAUGAUUGACGUUCAUUGGCAGCAGCAUCGCCCAACUGGGCCUUGAUGUUAAACGGUGGAAAGUUUUGUGUAGCUCAGCAUAAGCUUAUGAGUGUACUCUUCAUUAAAUCUUGGUCCUAUCUCG
This is a messenger RNA of Fusarium verticillioides 7600, 1758 nucleotides long. RefSeq lists its product as hypothetical. NCBI's taxonomy places the organism in Eukaryota, Fungi, Ascomycota, Sordariomycetes, Hypocreales, Nectriaceae. The transcript has 4 exons. The record is from RefSeq and is a predicted model, not a curated record. Bases 59 to 1552 code for a protein of 497 amino acids. Gene Ontology annotation, cellular component: nucleus. Gene Ontology annotation, biological process: positive regulation of transcription by RNA polymerase II. Gene Ontology annotation, molecular function: transcription cis-regulatory region binding; zinc ion binding; DNA-binding transcription factor activity, RNA polymerase II-specific.